Xenia sp. Carnegie-2017 is the source of this 802-nucleotide messenger RNA. RefSeq names its product cysteine-rich hydrophobic domain-containing protein 2-like. The record is from RefSeq and is a predicted model, not a curated record. Lineage: Eukaryota; Metazoa; Cnidaria; Anthozoa; Malacalcyonacea; Xeniidae.
GAUACUUGAUGGAGAGUUAAGAUGGCGAACUUCGACACAAUUUUUCAUGAAAAUAGCUCUGAAGAUGAUACAGAUAAUACUCAAACAUCGUUGGAGUACGCACUUAAUCUACCCGAGCCAAUUGUUAUUCGUGGUGUUGGUAAUAUGACUGUCUUUGGUUUAAAUUGUAAAUAUGACACGGAUUUUCCGUCAGCACUUCACGCAAAGGUUGCCAAUGAAGAGUUUUCGAUGACUAUAAAUCAAGUAAACAAAGUUUUGAGGAAGACGAUGACUGUUAAUGUCAGAUGGUGGUUAUGUGGAUGUAUAUGUUGUUGUUGUACUUUAGGAAUGUCAUUAUGGCCAGUUGUGUGUCUUAACAAAAGGACUCGUCACACUAUUAAUAAAGUUUUAGAUUCAGAGAAUGUUAAUUUCUAUCAUAAACUUGGUCUUCAUUGGAGUUUACGAAAACAGAAGUGUGUGUCCAGCAACAUGAUGGAAUAUGUGCUUCUGGUUGAGUUACCAAAAGCACAAAUACUGAAACCAGACUAGCAGAUUGAAAUUCACUGCAAUCAUAAACACAAUCAGAUUGUUGGUCCAUGGAGUUCAUGUCAUGAAGCAUUGAGAAAAUAUGGAAGUUGCUAUUGCAUUGACUAUUAUUCACCAAGAAAAGACUAAACGUAGCUCAGUUGUUGGCUAGAAGAACAAUAUGAAAUAAUGGGGAUGUAUGAAAUUUAGCUGUAUUUGCAUUUGUUUUUCUGAAAUAGUGUACAUGAAAAAAUUCACAGUUUCUUAUAAAGAAAGCAAAUGCAUAAAUAUUAUUUUC